Neohortaea acidophila is the source of this 861-nucleotide messenger RNA. Its product is annotated as cyclin-like protein. Gene Ontology annotation, cellular component: mediator complex; nucleus. The record is from RefSeq and is a predicted model, not a curated record. Gene Ontology annotation, molecular function: cyclin-dependent protein serine/threonine kinase regulator activity. The coding region runs from base 1 to 861 and encodes 286 amino acids. Gene Ontology annotation, biological process: positive regulation of transcription by RNA polymerase II. Lineage: Eukaryota; Fungi; Ascomycota; Dothideomycetes; Mycosphaerellales; Teratosphaeriaceae. The transcript is spliced from 2 exons.
AUGGCUGCCAAUUAUUGGGACUCGACACAGGCCAAAUACUGGACCUUCACCAAUGCCGAGCUGGCGGAGAUGCGGCAGGAACUCGCCGACUCCGAGCAGCAACAUGAUCUCUCCACCCGCUUCCCGCUGCCCGAUCGCCGCCUCGUCAGCAUUUACCUCCAGCACAAUCUGGUACGGCUCGCCAAACGCAUGUCGCUGCGCCAACAGGCCCUCGCCACGGCGCUGGUCUACAUCAAGCGCUACUAUCUCCGCGUCGAAAUUCGCCGAACGAACCCCUAUCUCAUCAUGACCACCGCCGUCUACCUGGCCUGCAAGAUGGAGGAGUGCCCGCAGCACAUCCGCCUCAUGCUCGGCGAGGCCGCCAGACAGUGGCCGGAGAUGGGCGUGAGCGAGAGCAGCAAGAUCGGCGAGUGCGAAUUUGCCUUGAUCUCCACGUUGAACUCGCGCCUCAUCGUCCAUCAUCCCUACCGCUCCCUCGCCGAAUUCACGCCGCUCUUCGGCCUGACCGGCGACGAGCAAACCCUGGCGGCCAACAUCAUCAACGACUCCUACAACACCGACUUGUCCUUGACCAGUGCCCCCCAUAUCAUCGCCAUCGCGGCCAUCUUCCUCGCCGUCGUCCUUCGACCUACGGGACAGGCAGCCCAGAAUUACACAGCCGCUUCUUCGCCAGCCAGCCUGAAGCAGGUCGGUCCGAAGCUGGGCAAGCUGGUGGAUUGGUUGGCGGAGAGCAAGGUGGACAUGGGCGCGGUCGUGGACGCCACGCAGGAAAUGAUCAGUCUCUAUGAGGUAUGGGAGCAGUACCACGAGCGGAUCUGCAGGGAGUCCUUUGCCAAGUUCAUGCACACGGCAAACAAGUAG